This is a messenger RNA of Synchytrium microbalum, 1161 nucleotides long. RefSeq lists its product as uncharacterized. Bases 1 to 1161 code for a protein of 386 amino acids. The record is from RefSeq and is a predicted model, not a curated record. Gene Ontology annotation, cellular component: nucleolus; small-subunit processome. Gene Ontology annotation, biological process: maturation of SSU-rRNA from tricistronic rRNA transcript (SSU-rRNA, 5.8S rRNA, LSU-rRNA). NCBI's taxonomy places the organism in Eukaryota, Fungi, Chytridiomycota, Chytridiomycetes, Synchytriales, Synchytriaceae. The transcript has 3 exons.
AUGAGCAUCGAAAACAAGUCAACAGUAGAAGAAGAUGCUCCCGCAGCCAUCAAAGUGAUGACUGAGCUACAAGAAAAGGCGAAAGAGGUCAUGGGCAGAGUCAAUACGCUGAGAGAAAGACUAUCCGACCUCCCAACAUCAAAAGGGGUCUCCCUCCUAACCGUAAAAUUCCACACCCUCCUCUCCUACCUCACACACAUCACAUUCUACACCCUCCUCCGCACCCAAGGCCACAAAAUAGAAUCCCACCCAACAAUCGACUCGCUCAUCGAACUACGAACAGUACUCGAAAAAAUCCGUCCCAUGGAGCUCAAACUGAAAUACCAGGUCGACAAACUAGUUAAAGCUGCUGUGAAUGCUGAUGAAGUCGGUAUUGCAGCGCAGACGCAGCAGAACGUGCAGGUCGAUACCAUGGAUCCGCUCAUGUAUCGCCCUAAUCCCGGUGCGCUUAUGGGUGAUGAGGCCGAAGACGAUGUAGCGGGUCACAAUAACAGUAGCAAUAAUACACAGCAACGAGACAGCACGGGACUAUACAAACCACCACGGGUAGCUCCGAUGCCAUACACCGACUCAUCCUCAACCACAGCCAACAAACAAACCAAACUAACAGCCCAAGCUAAAGAAAAAGCCGCUCGGUCACGUAUAAUCAGAGACCUGCGCUCCCAGUUCGAUGAUCGGCCUGAGGAGACGUCUACUGAGGGAACAGGGUACUCGCGUAAGGAUGGAAUGACGGAUUGGGACAAGUCGUGGGAUGAGCGAGAAAAGUUUGAAGAGGAUCAUUUUAUACGUUUGAAUUUGACGAAAAAGGACAAGUGGCAUCGGAAGGAAUUGCAAAAGACUGGUGGGAUGGGGAGGUUUCAGGAUGAAUUUGAGAAUUUGGACACAGAUUUCGCAUCCCUCACAUCAGUCAAGAAAGCCGUCGAUGCUAGUGAUGCAGAUACAUAUGGUCGUGGCUUACUAGGUCGUAAAAACAAACGUGUGGCUGCUGCAAUGAUGCAUGGUGAUGAUAACGACGAUGGUGAUUCAGGGCAAAAGAAGCCUAGGUUCAAGGAUGUAGACAGCCUCAUAUCAUCUGCGAGUAAGGAUCAGGAUAGAGGUGGUCGUUUCGAGAAACGGGUAAAGAGGUUUGUUAGGCCCAAGAGGGGUGGUGGUCGUAAAUAA